This is a messenger RNA of Acanthochromis polyacanthus (spiny chromis), 2458 nucleotides long. Its product is annotated as myeloperoxidase-like. Lineage: Eukaryota; Metazoa; Chordata; Actinopteri; Pomacentridae. The record is from RefSeq and is a predicted model, not a curated record. Gene Ontology annotation, molecular function: peroxidase activity; heme binding. Gene Ontology annotation, biological process: response to oxidative stress.
CAAUUAAAAACAGUCCGAUGUUUCUGUAAUUGCUGAAUCUGCUCCGAAGUUGUCUGACGGGGAGGCAACAGAGGAGGAACCAGGAAAGAGAAAAUUCAUUCGCUGUCAGAGCAGAAUUGCUGACAGUCAGUGGAGUUAGGGAUCAGCCCAUCCCCUAUAAAAAAAGUGAAAGAGAGACAGUAACUCAGCUCAGCCGGGAGUGGAGAUCUGACAACAGUGGAGAUCUGACAGCAGCUGGGAUAUCCGAGGUGCACACCGGACAGGAGUCGGACCUUUUGCAGAGAUGAUGCUUCUCUUCCUGUUGGUUUUAAGUCUGAGCUUGCAAUGCCAGACUGAUGCUAGGCUGAGCAGGAGCUUCAUCGAAAACAAGGUGGAGACUGCAAAGGCCAGAGUAGACGCGGACUACUUGUACUCCAGACAAAUUUCCCUUGAACGAGUGAGAAGGGAUGCUUCCACCCCCUCGGACUUCCUGCGGCUGAUGAAGCAGCCUGAAGGUGUGCCCAGACAGGCCGUGAGGGCAGCGGACUACAUGGAUUACACCGUGGAGCUCAUCACCAAGUCUCUGCAACGGCGCCACAAGCGAUCCAUCAACGCCACAGAUCUGCUCUCCGACGAGGACCUGCAGACCAUCGCUGAGCUGACAGGCUGCACUCCACUCCAGCGACCGCCUUCCUGUAACACUAUUCCGAAUUUGAACCUUUAUCGCACUGCAACCAGCGUCUGCAACAAUAGAGUGAACCCUCGCUGGGGAUCAUCCAACAGACCCUUGACCCGCUGGCUCCCUGCUCAGUAUGAGGAUGGCAUCUCUAGGCCCAGAGGUUGGACCCCAAGUGAAAAUAUCAACGGAUUCAUGCUUCCAUUGGCCCGGGCAGUGUCCAACCGUAUCGUGGCAGCUAACGAUAUGGUACCGACUGACCCCCUCUACAGCCACAUGGUGACAAUCUUUGGGCAGUGGACUGACCACGACCUGUCCUUCACCCCCCACUCUCCUGUCAUCCGCUCAUUCAACGACGGCAUUGACUGCGAUGACAGCUGUGAAAACACAGAGCCCUGCUUCCCCAUCCAGAUUCCCAGUUUUGACCCCCGCUUUGGCAGGAACUCAAGUGAGUGCAUACCUUUCUUCAGGUCAGCACCAGCUUGUGGUUCUGGAGAGACAGGCAGCAUCUUUGGCAUGAGAAACAUCCGUCAGCAGAUGAACACCCUCACGGCCUACAUGGAUGCAGGUCAGGUCUACGGUGCUGAUGAUGCCAAAGCUCGCUUGCUCCGCAACCUCACGACAGACCAGGGCCUAUUGAGGGUCAACACGAUGUACACAGACAACGGCCGUGAGCUUCUGCCAUUCAGCAGCAUGGACCCCAGAAUAUGUGCCACCCGAGGGCGCAUAACUAACGACAGCGAUGCAGAGGAGGUGCCCUGUUUUUUGGCAGGUGAUUCACGUGUAAAUGAGAACAUUGCGCUGACUUCUGUACACACCCUCAUGCUGCGUGAACACAACAGACUUGUCCGUGCCCUGGCUCAACUCAAUCCUCACUGGAACGGAGAGAGACUGUACCAAGAAGCCCGCAAAAUCAUGGGAGCAUAUUUUCAGGUUAUCACUUACAGAGACUAUUUACGCCUGAUUGUUGGCCCAGACUUCAUUGCCUCGCACCUGUCCACCUACCCUGGGUAUAACGAGACUGUGGAUUCAAGCAUCUCCAAUGCGUUUGCCACGGCUGCCUUCCGAUUCGCCCACCUCCAGGUUAACGCGUUCAUAUUCCGUCUGAAUGAGACAUACCAGGAGCACCCUGAAUUCCCCCAUGUGAUGCUGCACAGAGCUUUCCGAGCACCAUGGAGGGUCACCUUUGAAGGUGGUUUGGACCCAAUCCUGAGAGGGCUGGUAGGCGCGAGGGCCAAGCUGAACACUCAAGAUCAGAUGAUGAGUGAUGAGCUGAGGGAAAGGCUGUUUGAGUUCAACAAUCAUGUGGCACUGGAUCUGGCAUCACUGAACUUGCAGAGAGGGCGAGACCAUGCACUUCCUGGCUACAAUGAAUGGCGCAAGUUCUGUGGACUGUCACAACCACAAAAUCUGUCACAGUUGGCAGAAGUGCUGAACAACACAGACCUGGCCACGAGGCUGCUGGAUCUCUAUGGCACAACCGACAACAUUGAUCUGUGGCUGGGAGGUGUGUCUGAGCCGUUUGUCAGAGGAGGAAGAGUUGGACCCCUGUUCGCCUGUCUCAUUUCAACACAGUUCCAAAAGAUCCGUGAGGGAGACCGAUUCUGGUGGGAGAAUGACGGUGUCUUCACUGAGGCUCAGAGGGAGUCCCUGGCAGAAACAUCACUUGCCAGGAUCAUCUGUGACAACACCGGCAUCACUGAAGUACGAGAGACCUCUGCUGUUCCGACCUCGAGGCAGUGGUUACACUCAGUGCAUGGACAUCCAGCCUUUGACCUGAGUCCAUGGCAGGAGAACAAGUAA